AUUGGGUCCCACCGCGGACGGCUGGACAGGAUAAAAGCAUGUGAGACGCGGUGUGAUUUUAAGAUGAGUAGAGAGGAGCAGCAGGGAAGUACAGAGCGAGGGAUCAGAUCAGAGCGUGUACAGACACACAGAAAGACACACAGACAGACAACAGGGCAUAGACAACAGAAGCAACUCGUCGAGACUGAUCCGUGCUAGUGACAACUCCACUGUGUGGUAUGAUAGGAAACAUUUUGGAAACAUGCUCCUGAUUGUGGGAAACUUCCAUUGAUCCGUUCCAGUCUGCAGCGAUAGCGUGUGAACUCUGGUGUUUUAGGAGCUGCCAUCAGCCUUGAUACAUGAUCUGCUAUUUUCGCGUUUUCGGCAGAUUUUAGAGACUGGCCCGGCUUGGCAUUGCACUUUUCGUGGUACUAUCCCCCAAAUCGUUAUACUGCUGUUAGCCUGCAAGACAAAAGGGGACGCUCCGAUCAACACGUCCGCUUUCACCACGAUCUACCAGAAUCGAUAAUUUCUUCUUCACUUCCUGCUUGGCUGAUAUUCUGGAUGAGGAUGAUGAUAAUCGCGGAGUUCUUCCUGGUGAUUUUGAAAGUCCUCUGGGCUUUCGUAACCGCCGGGGCCAAGUGGAUCGUGCGGCCGAAGGAGAAGAGCGUGGCGGGACAGGUGUGCGUGAUCACCGGCGCUGGCAGUGGCCUCGGGCGGCUCUUUGCCAAGGAGUUCGCCCGGAGGCGGGCGGUGCUGGUGCUAUGGGACAUAAACAGCCAAAGCAACGAGGAGACCGCAGAAAUGGUGCGGGAGAUAUACCGGGAGCUGGACAGUCCCAUGCCUAAAGACGGUACGGUCGGAGGAGUAGAGGAGGUCCCGCCGUUCCAGCCCCAGGUUUACACCUACGUAUGUGACGUGGGCAAGCGGGAGAGUGUGUACAUGACGGCCGAGAAGGUGCGCCGUGAGGUGGGCGAGGUGGACAUUCUGAUCAACAACGCCGGUGUCGUCUCCGGCCACCACCUCCUGGAGUGUCCUGAUGAGCUCAUCGAGCGCACCUUGGUGGUCAACUGUCAUGCGCACUUCUGGACCACCAAGGCUUUUCUCCCCAAGAUGCUGGAGUUGAAUCAUGGACACAUUGUGACGGUUGCCAGCUCCCUUGGUUUAUUCAGCACAGCUGGAAUUGAGGACUACUGCGCCAGUAAGUUCGGCGCCAUCGGCUUCCACGAGUCGCUGAGCCACGAGCUGAAGGCGUCCGAGAAGGACGGCAUCAACAUGACCCUGGUGUGCCCGUACCUGGUGGACACGGGCAUGUUCAAGGGCUGUCGCAUCAGGAAGGAGAUCGAGCCCUUCCUCCCCCCGCUGAAGCCGGAGUUCUGCGUGACCCAGUCCAUGAGGGCCAUCCUCACCGACCAGCACAUGAUCUGCACGCCCCGCAUCGUCUACAUGGUCAACUUCAUGAAGAGCAUCCUGCCCUUCGAGGCCAUCGUCUGCAUGUACCGCUUCCUGGGGGCCGAUAAGUGCAUGUACCCCUUCCUGGCACAGCGAAAGGAGGCCAUGAACAACAACGAGGACAAGAACGGCAUCUAGAGGCCCCGCCCCCGGAGCCUUCCACAGCGCUGGCUCCUCCCCCUCUCCCCCCCCUCCCGGAACGGGCACACUGGCAGCGGGGGGGAGACGGGGGAGGGGGGAGGCACAUAUACCUGCAAGCACGAGGAUGCGACCACUGGGGGUGUGAUGGGAUGGGGGGGGGGGGGGGUCGAGAGGAGGGUGAAGAGGAAGAGGAGGAGAAGGGAAGAAGAAAAGAUUGACUUUAGACUGGUGCACUUGCAUUGAGCAAAUGCAAAAGGUUUCCCAUAUCGUUCCUCUGGGACAAAGAAAGCUGUGUGCUACACAAAGGAUUUAUUGACUUUGUUUCGUCUCUUAUGUUGUCUAUUGUUUGUGUUUUUGUUGAAAGAAACCAACAUCUAUAUAAUGUGUCACUAGUUUUGUUUUUUUCAAAUCAUACAGAUAAAAAAAAGGUAUUCAAUAAUUAACUAUUUACGUAAUGUAGUCACCAGCCUUAUUUAGUUGUCUUUGUGAAAAAAAUAUACAGUAUGUUACUGUACACACAGUAAAGGUCUGUCACUUUUUUUUGUUUUCAUUUUGUAGACAUGCACUGUAAUUAACUGAGUCUCCGCAACACAUUUCAACUCGGCAUUUCACACCCCCCCCCCCGCCCCCUACCCAGGAAUCUCUCCCGCUUCCCCGAUCAACCUCUCACACUCGGGUCACACGUCGGAGCACCAUCUCUCCAUUGUUGAAGUCGUGAGAGCGAUAAUAGUUUAUUUCCUCCGCCCCCAUGGCGUUCACAUGUUUGCUGUUCAACACGUUCUGCUCAUCCCGUCGCCAGCGUGGCCCACGAGGCGUUCCAGCGAGGGCAUCUCUUCUCCUAGAGCCCGGAGCAGGGCUGACGGACAGUCAUGGGGGUGGGGGGAAGGCUGGGCUUUUAAAGAAUCCUACACGUGCGUGAUGAAGGCAGGAGGCUGGGAGGUUAAUGUCCGGACGUUUUCACAGGCUAAUGUUCCGCUAGUUGUCCGUCUGUCUCGUGUGGAGCACAUCCGUUGUCAGCCUGUCGACCAUCUUGUUUUAGUAGAUGAGAAUACCUCGUCCUAGAGUGUGAAUUUAAACAUUUUGCGGGGGACACCAUUCGAUGUCUUUCCCCAACCCCCCUACUGUGCCCCUGACGUUUCCGUCCAGUUACAGUGAAAUGUAAAUUGUUAAAUCGUUGUCAAUACCCCUUUGCCCAAAUAACAUCAGUCUCCACACUAUUUGAUAUAUCUAUAUCUGUAACGUUUGGGAAGACUGUUAUUGAAUUCAACUACAUUCCAAUAGGUCUCGUCCCUCCAGUCACAGUGAUGAGCCUAAAGUCUCUACCUCUUAAUUUUUUGCCAUUUUUGUUUUUACAGUAUCACAUAAGCAUCUUUGUUUUGUAAUUUCUCUGAAGACCGCUCCAAAGCGGAGCAAAUGUGGUUCUGAUGUUUAGUGUCUCUACCUAACUUAAAUUAAUAAAGUGAUUUAGAUUAUUAA
Gadus morhua (Atlantic cod) is the source of this 3048-nucleotide messenger RNA. RefSeq names its product retinol dehydrogenase 10a (gene rdh10a). Lineage: Eukaryota; Metazoa; Chordata; Actinopteri; Gadiformes; Gadidae. Gene Ontology annotation, molecular function: oxidoreductase activity, acting on the CH-OH group of donors, NAD or NADP as acceptor. Gene Ontology annotation, cellular component: lipid droplet. The transcript is spliced from 6 exons. The record is from RefSeq and is a predicted model, not a curated record. The coding region runs from base 544 to 1569 and encodes 341 amino acids.